GCUGGAAAACACAGUGUUGUGUAUUCUUGCAGAGGAGGGGACGUCACAGCCCGACCACAGACAGCAGAAGUAGGAAUAGGAUCAUACCAAGACAGGAGAGAGAAGUUCAAUCUGACACAUCAAAACAUACAACAUUACAGCAGAAGGACAAAGUUGAUCAUCGAAGCGACUCGUUAGGGAAUAUCUGACUAAUAAUAAAUAUUAUGUAUGCAUCGUGAUCAGUCGCUGCCAUAAAGGGUCCGGGCUGAAAACAAGGGACUGUUUAUGGUUUUCCGUUCAUCCCCCUCUCUUUCUCUCCAACAAAUCGGCGGAGGUUUUGCGCACAACCGGGAGGUGCCGCUGACUGACGGCAGGAGGGAAUGAAAGUUUGCCAGGCGGGCGGAAUAUUAUUCGACGUAAACACUUUUUGUUUUUGACACCAGGACUGCGCAUUUCAACCCUAUACACGUUGCAGAGACUUUUAGAAACUGUGGACAUUAACUGAACCGAGCACUGCCAUCGAAAUCCACACAGAAAUCCUGUUUAAGGCGUGUGCGUGGGUUGCGCCGUAACAUGACGGCUGUGGCGGAUUGACGCGGAUAUCACGAGCGCCGCUGUUUUGGAGCUCGGCUUCUGACUUAUCGCGAAGUUCUGCCUCUUUCUCUGCAUAUUUUACGAUUUCUACUGCUCGUGUAUUUAUUAAUCUACUGUUUUUGACAGAGGUAGGCUCGUCUUAAUUUACGCAGUGCUGCCAAAAUGAGUGUAGAGACGGAGCGCAGUGUGGCACAUCUGAUUCGAGCUCAUGUAAAUGUUGCCGUGCAAUCUUCAGGAUUAUAGGCUCAACCCCAGCCUUUAUCAUCGAUAAAUGCUCGCUAGGCAUUUCUCGGUCGUCUCCGGCUAACAUUCGCAUGAAGAACCGGAUCACUUGGCCUUAAAGAACCUUUUGUUCUCCGGUAAAGAAGAAACAAACAUUUUAUGGUCAGAAAUCCUGCAGCUGUUGUCGGUCAAACUGGUCGCGGCGGGGACGAGCCAAAUGUUUCUCCGGGGACCGCACAAGUUUUUCUGAACUGUCCCUUGAAAUAAACAUUGCGAUAAAAUAAUAGCGCAGUCGUAGCUGCAGUUUUGGAGUACCUAUUUUGAAUUCCCGUCAGAAAUAUUGUGAAAAUGUCAGAAAACGCACCUACGCGGAGUCUGGAUGACAUCGACCUGGCCGCCCUGCGGGACCCCGCAGGAAUCUUUGAGCUGGUGGAGGUCGUGGGCAACGGCACCUACGGGCAAGUGUACAAGGGUCGUCAUGUUAAGACGGGUCAGCUGGCAGCCAUAAAGGUCAUGGAUGUGACUGAGGAAGAGGAGGAGGAAAUUAAAGCUGAAAUUAACAUGCUGAAGAAGUACAGUCAUCAUAGGAACAUCGCCACCUACUAUGGAGCCUUCGUGAAGAAAAGUCCACCCGGACACGACGACCAGCUCUGGUUGGUCAUGGAGUUUUGUGGCGCCGGCUCAGUAACAGACUUGGUGAAGAACACAAAGGGCAACUCUCUGAAAGAAGACUGGAUUGCUUACAUCUGCAGAGAAAUACUGAGAGGUCUGUCUCACCUCCAUGCUCAUAAAGUCAUCCAUAGAGACAUCAAGGGACAGAAUGUACUCCUUACAGAGAAUGCAGAGGUUAAACUCGUGGACUUUGGGGUGAGCGCACAGCUGGAUCGUACAGUCGGCAGAAGAAACACUUUUAUUGGCACUCCAUACUGGAUGGCCCCAGAAGUCAUUGCCUGUGAUGAGAAUCCCGACUCCACCUAUGAUUACAGGAGUGAUAUCUGGUCUCUGGGAAUCACCGCUAUAGAGAUGGCUGAAGGAGCACCUCCGUUGUGUGACAUGCAUCCCAUGCGAGCUUUGUUCCUUAUCCCACGGAACCCUCCUCCUAAACUGAAGUCCAAGAAAUGGUCUAAAAAGUUUAUUGACUUUAUUGAGGGCUGUCUGGUGAAGUCAUAUCCAAGUCGUCCAUCCACAGAACAGCUACUGAAGCACUCGUUCAUCAGAGACCAGCCCACUGAGAGACAAGUCCGCAUCCAGCUCAAAGAUCACAUCGACCGCACACGCAAGAAGCGUGGCGAAAAAGAGGAGACCGAAUAUGAGUACAGCGGUAGUGAUGAAGAGGAUGAGAACCGAGGAGAUGAGAGAGAAUCCAGCUCUAUUUUGAAUGUUCCUGGUGAGUCGACGUUGCGUAGGGAUUUCCUGCGGCUGCAGCAGGAGAAUAAGGAGCGCUCGGAGGCCUUAAAGCGACAGCAGGCGCAGCUCGCCGCUCAGCGCAGAGACCCUGAGGAGCACAAACGCCAGCUGCUGCACGACCGACAGAAACGAAUAGAGGAGCAGAAAGAACAGAGGCGUCGCUUGGAGGAGCAACAGAGGAAGGAGAGAGAGAUGGUGCGGCAGCAACAGGAUAAAGCUCCUCACCGGAGACUCGAUGACAUGAGACGAGAGGAGGACAGGAGGAUGGCAGAGAGAGAGCAGGAGUUUAUAAGACAUAAGUUGGAGGAAGAGCAGCGGCAGUUAGAGAUACUGCAGCAGCAAUUACUGCAGGAGCAGGCAUUGCUAAUGGAGUAUAAGCGUAAACAGCUGGAGGAGCAGAGACAGUCAGAGAGACUUCAGAGACAGCUGCAGCAGGAGCACGCAUACCUCGUCUCACUGCAGCAGCAGCAGCAACAACAAGACAAGAAACCACAGAUGUACCACUACAGCAAGAACCUAGAAAACAACAAACCGGCUUGGGCUCGAGAGGUUGAGGAACGCAGUAAACUGAACAGACAAGGCUCUCCCAAAAUCUGCACUACGGUCUCUGACACAAAUAUCCAGUCCCGUUCAGAAUCAAUCAGCCAAUCAGGAGCUGCACAGACCCCACCUAUGCAGAGACCUGUGGAACCACAGGGUGGGCAGGGAAAGUUCCAGAUGGCCCACCUGGUGCCGUUAAAACCGUACGCCGCCCCUGUCCCUCGCUCUCAGUCUCUUUGCGAUCAGCCCACUAAGACCAUGUCCGCCUUCCCCACCCAGGAUCCCUCUCCCACACCUACACCUCGUCCUCUACACUCCAGAGAACUAGUCCGUCAAAACUCUGACCCCACCUCAGAAACCCCUGCCCCUCAGUCUCGGCCAAUGAGAGACGACAGGGGACCCUGGAUCCGUCUUCCUGAGAUUGAGCAACCUCCUAAAAUUCCUCAGCGAACAGCCUCCAUAGCCACUGCACUGAAUACAAAUCUCUCCUCCGGUAUCAGACACCCAGUUCGAGCAAGUAAUCCUGAUCUGAGUCGCAAUGAGCGCUGGGAGAGAGGAGAUAGCAUGAGCAUCAUGUCCAACCUACCACAGACCGGCUCUCUGGAGAGACACCGCAUACUCAGCUCAUCGAAGAUGGAUUCCUCCCCCACCCUUUCUCACGACGGCCGUCACAAACCAGGAGAAUCCCGAACCUCAUCCAGACCCAGCAGACCAGCGAGCUAUAAAAGAGCAAUAGGAGAGGACCACGGUCUGUACUCUAAGGAGCGGGCAGAGGAGCAGCCGCGGCCCCCGGUGAAGGCUAAUGACUACUCCUCUUCCUCAGAAAGCAGUGAGAGCAGUGAAGAGAGUGAGAGUGGAGAGGGAGCAGAAGAGGAAAGCCCUACUGACCGCCCACGUGAUGCAGAUUCAGACUCUGUGAACACUAUGGUGGUCCAUGAGGAGGAAGAAGGUGAAGGAGGAGAUGAAGAACGUGCAGGAGGAUAUGGAGACCAAACCAUGCUUGUGCAGAGGACUCCAGAGAAGCGUAGUCAUAAUGGAUACACCAACCUGCCUGAUGUGGUUCAGCCGUCCCACUCUCCCACAGACUCUGCCUCCCACUCUUCCCCUGGGAAAGACUCUGCCUAUGAUUAUCAGUCCAGGGGAUUGGUGAAGGCCUCUGGAAAGUCCUCUUUUACCACCUUUGUGGACCUUGGAAUGUACCAACCAUCAGGGGGCCAAGGAGAUAACAUGUCCGUUGGAGGUCUGGGCUCUCGUUUUGAGCAGCUGAAGCUGGAGGUUAGGAAAGGCUCCAUGGUCAAUGUCAAUCCCACCAACACUCGUCCAGUUAGUGACACUCCUGAAAUCCGAAAAUACAAGAAGAGAUUCAACUCUGAGAUCCUCUGUGCUGCUCUCUGGGGUGUGAAUCUACUGGUAGGGACAGAGAACGGUCUGAAGCUGCUGGAUCGAAGCGGCCAGGGGAAAGUUUAUCCACUGAUCAACUCACGCAGGUUUCAGCAGAUGGACGUUCUGGAGGGACUGAACCUCCUCAUAACUAUAUCAGGCAAGAAGAAUAAAGUGCGUGUGUAUUAUCUGGCCUGGCUGAGGAAUAAAAUCCUCCAUAAUGACCCAGAGGUGGAGAAGAAACAGGGCUGGACCACUGUAGGAGAAAUGGAGGGCUGUGUGCACUACAAAGUUGUGAAAUAUGAAAGGAUUAAGUUUCUGGUUAUCGCUCUGAAGAAUGCGGUGGAGGUUUACGCCUGGGCUCCUAAACCUUACCACAAAUUCAUGGCCUUCAAGUCAUUUGGAGAUCUGCCACAUAGGCCUCUGUUGGUUGACCUCACAGUGGAAGAGGGUCAGAGGUUAAAGGUCAUCUAUGGAUCAAGUGCUGGCUUUCAUGCUAUUGAUGUUGACUCUGGAAACAACUAUGACAUCUACAUUCCUGUACAUAUCCAGUCACAGGUGACUCCUCACGCCAUCGUAUUCCUGCCCAAUUCAGAUGGGAUGGAGAUGCUGUUGUGUUAUGAGGAUGAGGGUGUUUACGUCAACACGUACGGACGUAUCAUUAAAGAUGUGGUGCUGCAGUGGGGAGAAAUGCCCACAUCUGUGGCCCACAUCUGCUCUAAUCAGAUUAUGGGCUGGGGAGAGAAAGCCAUUGAGAUCCGUUCUGUUGAGACGGGACACCUGGAUGGAGUCUUCAUGCACAAGAGAGCUCAGAGGCUUAAGUUCCUGUGCGAAAGAAACGACAAGGUGUUUUUUGCGUCAGUGCGCUCUGGUGGCAGCAGUCAAGUCUACUUUAUGACCCUCAACAGAAACUGCAUUAUGAACUGGUGAAAGAGCUGCCACAUGAACAUAAAUUCUGCUGUGUGCACACUUACAUACACUGAAGAGAUAGUCCUCACACACAAUCCACAAACAAAAUCCACAUACACUCUCACACUUUGUAAAUACACACACAGACACUCCUGCACAAACUUCCAGAUAGAACCUACACACAGUUAUUUACUUCACAUCUUCCUGAAGACACUCCUUCACCAUUCUCCUGUGAUCUCUGAGCCAACUGUACAAGGCGUGCGUGUGUCUGCCGUGAGCGCGCUGCUGACCUCCGACAGAGCGAUGUUGUGUUCAUCUGAUUCCACAUGGGUUAGCUUUCAGCUCACCGGGGCCAACGUUCCUCACCGCUAACAUUUCUGACCUUUUUAGGACCAGACAAAAAGACUAAUUGUACAUUAUUCUACUAGAAAUGUGUGUAAACUAUGAGAAUUGUGACGCGACGGCGUGCGUUUGAGAGACUUUAUAAGCUACUUUCGAGCAGCAGAAACAACUUGAAACUGCAGUGGUGCGAGGUGGUACUGCAACAUCUGUAAUUUUCCAUUUCCACUGUAUAGUGUAGUAGUCGUUCGUUCUUGGUUGCAUUCAGAGUUUCAGAUAAAAGUGAUAUAAUGUUUUCUUUCAACAAGUAGAAGUUUAGAAACUGAUUUCAAAUAUGAGUUUUAACAUUCUGAGACGGCUUCCCUUCCGAGCGAGGAGGUUUUCGCUUACUUGAUGUAUAAAUAAUAAUCUGCCGCCUGUCACCAAACUGUUUGUUCGAUGGAAACGGUGGUGGCCGCUUGCAGAGCAGAAUCCAGCGUUUUGCUUUUCCACUAGUCAGCUGGUGAGACCAAGUCACCCACAAUGGAACAACAGUCUCUGGUUCGCUUUUCAAAGCACUUUUUUUUCUUUCUAUGUGGGAAGUAUCAUCAUAUCUACUACAGUUUGAUAUUCUCUGUACGUAAACGUAUUUGGUAUUACUCCUACUUUUAUUAUCUGCUGUUCUAUAGCUGUUCUAUUGCAAUACGUGCUGUGUGCUCGUUCUCGUUCGAAGUUUUACAAGGAAGUUUCUCUGAUUUUAGACUGGAAGGUUACUCCGGAUAUGACUGAAACGCUUUUUGGCAGCAUAAACGUAUAGUUCGGUUGUCACCAUGUAAAUUGUACAUAGCAGCCAUGAUCGUAUUUUAGAUCUCACUUGUAUUCAGUAGGCACAUGGUUUUUUAGGAGUUCAAUCACUACUGCUUUUAUAACCAAGUUAUGUGUUUGUGCUGUCAAAAUUGCUUGAUUGCCUAUAGGAGGUGUAGUUUUACAGCCAGGCUUGUAGUUCAUCAGGGAAGUGUGCAUUUGAUCAAACUUUUUCGUUGAUAUUUGGACCCCACCGUUUUUAGCAACACAAACGUCAUGUUUUAGACAAAGGGUGGACUGGAGCAAGAAUAUUCUUUUGUGCAAACGACCUGCGUGUGUAUGUGUGCGAGUGGGAAAUAUUAAUCGGUAACGUACAGUAGGAUCAGUAUAAAGCAAUAGUUAAGGAUUAUUGACGGGUUUGUGCCUGGCGUUACGGUCUCCAGCUCUGCAAUACUAAACCAGAGAUUUUUCUCAAGCUUUUCACUCAUUUCCAUCCAGAUGAUCUACAUUUGCAGCAGUAUUCACCUAAAAAUACCUUUUCAAUCUAGUCUUUUCUCUUUCCCUAUUUGAUGGCCUUUACAAAAUCGUUUGUGAACACUAAUCAGAACACAAUGUUUGACGCACUUUGUCCCUAAAAGAUUUUCUAGUUUUAACACUAUAGCACUGAUUUGUACAGUAGCUUGUGGCGGUACAAUCAUCCGCUGUUACCUAAUAGCCCCUCCCACUGGACAUAUUGGCUGCUGUCGCACAGUCUAGACGAGCACUAAACACCGAUGACACAUUCAGUAAGUCAUUAUUAAAAUAUGGCGGCGCAACACUUCAGACAAAUAAUUAUAAAUGGUUGCGUUCCAGAAAGAGGCGGGAGCCGAGUUUGAUUUUUCACCAUCGAACCUGAACGUUACCGUGCCAUUAUGACUUCGUUCGUGCCCCUCAUCCUUACUUUCUAUCUCUUGCUAUAGAACUUAAGCAUUUUCUUGCUUAGUAAAUCAAACUGCCAUGUUUACUGAAAUAACAGUGCCUUGGAUUGGGGUUGGGUGUAUUUGCUUGAUGUGUGCAUGUGUGUGUGGGAGAGCGUCGAGCAUGUGAUUGUUUUAAUAAGAACUGAAGUUCAGGGAAGAGAACAGUCCAGUGCGCAGUUUAGGGUUUCUCGUGCCAACAAAGUGCACUUAAACUGACAAUAGCCAGAGCACCAAGACAGGCUCCUCUCACUCUGUUUUAGCACAAAAGCCAUGCCAUAAAGAGUUCAGUCCUCCGGUCUGAAGGCAGUGCAGUGUUUAGAUGUUUAUUUACCACCAUAUUACAGUCCCAACGCCCUACGGUUACACGACGAGCUCUUUGUUCUGUAGUGCGUGAUGCUUGUAGCUCGUGUAUCAGUGGCUGUAUCGUUUUGCCAAACAGGGAAAGCCUCUGGUUUUCAUGCCGGAGGUUCACAAAAGGUUCGGGUUGUCAUGGUGAGGAGCUGCUCGCAUGCGUGUGAUGUAACAGUCCCCAGCAUUCCCAAGAGCUCUUGGAAUUUGGUGAGAUUUUGCCUUUAUGCUUAAUAGUAAAUGUGUAUAACGGCGAAUGAGAAAGAGAGAAUUUAUGUUUUUAUAGCAGAAUUAUGAAGAACAAAAUUAAACAGAGGAAAUAUGCUUUAUAAAUUAGAUAAAGAGUUUAUAUUAAGAUUGCCAUGGCUUGUCAGGAUGAUAAAAAUGAAUGGAGGAAAUAUAUAUACAUAUAUAUAUAUAUAAUCCCUGAUUUUUUUUUUUUUUUACCUAGAUGUGAGUUUAUAUAAAAAGAGUUAUCAAUAGAGCUAAAUAAAUGAAUGCAUUGACAGCAUUUUUCUGGCUUAAGAAUGAUCAUUUGAGCACAAAGCUGUACAUACGGCUGUACGUUCAGUUAGAUUCGUCUCUCUCCCCUCUUUUUCCCAGCGAGUGUUAUAAAAGCGAGCGUGUGGGUGUGCGACUGUGCAUGUGUGAAUAGGAGAGCUAUUUUUGAUCCGCGUGUGUGCUGUUCAUUAUUCCCUCAGAGGAAAAAGAGUGGGGUGGGGGGAGAGAAGACGAGACCAGUCGACAGCGUUCGAGGACCAGUAUGGUCAAACGUACACACAUCAUCACUGGACUCAAGCCACAGAUGCGACAUGUUUGUGACCAAUUGAGCGUUUAGUCUUUCUAUAGCAGUUGACCACAGUCCUGGUCUCAUAUAAAAGCUUGUAUAUCUAAUCCUGUGUGUCAUGGGUUGUUUUGAAGGUACACGCGUUGUUGGCUUUAUUUCGGACGUUAUUGAAUGUAAUCAGUUUGUUUAACUAAUUCUGGUCUAUUAAACUGAUUUGUUGGAUUGAAGGCUUGUGUUAGUUUUCAUGGUUUGGGUGCACAUGUAAAGAUGAUGUUUUACACUCCAUCCCCCCAGAAGUGUUUAUCAUUACUCUUUUGUAUCCAACGAGAUACCAGUCGGUCUUUAAAAAGCUAGACUAAGUCACGUGUAGCGGUCUUCGAAAGAUGCGGAGCUGUCUGGUUUUCGUUUUUAAGGCCUUUACUGCUGUGUUUGAGGUAUUUAUCUACUCUACAUGCUAUUAGCACUAUGCUAACAAGUGGCAUUUCUCUCGUCGUUCUCUAGUAAUACGAAGUUAAUCCCUUAGCUGAUAUUUUUUUGUAAAAUAUUUACUACUCCAAAGAAAAAAAAAGUUCAUGAUUUGUAGUUCCUUUAUGUUGUGCUUUUGGUUCAAUCUCAUAGCAGUAGCCAGGAGAGGUUAAAAAGGUUGUGUUUGGAGGUCUUGAUAAAGUUGAUCCUCUGUGAUGGGUUGAUUAUCAUUUUCAUUUACUUUUUAGAAGUUUUUAUGUUUCAGGAAGAAAAAAAAUGUAGAUGUUUCGGACAUAUUUUUAGUGUUUCUGUUUAGGAGGGGGAAUGCUUCAGAUGAUUUUAAGUCUUAAAGAUUGAAUGCAUUCACAAGUCUGUAAUGUCUCAAAACAGCAUUAUUUGAAAAUUAAAAAUAACUUGAUCUCUGUUAA
Molecule: messenger RNA, 9140 nt
Organism: Labeo rohita (rohu)
Lineage: Eukaryota; Metazoa; Chordata; Actinopteri; Cypriniformes; Cyprinidae
Gene: mink1
Product: misshapen-like kinase 1
Exons: 32
Coding region: 1144-5052 (1302 amino acids)
Biological process (GO): protein phosphorylation
Molecular function (GO): protein kinase activity; ATP binding
Source: RefSeq, a predicted model, not a curated record